AAUAUGUAUCUUUACUAGUUGAGGAAAUUAAAUUAGAGUGAACUCUUAUCAUAUAAACAACAAUAACUAACAAGGAUGCACUUCAUGAAGAAACUGAGAAAGCUGGUGGAGCAAACCCAGCCUGAGUGGCGUGACAAGUUCUUGUGUUAUAAGGAAUUGAAGAAGCUCUUGAAGAUUAUUUGUCCCAGAGACCAAUUGCUGUUUUUGGAUCCCAGAUAUGUCAACCACUUCCUUCAACUCUUGCUGGCAGAGAUUGACAAGUUCAACGCUUUCUUUGUUGAAAAGGAGGAAGAGUACAUCAUCAAAUGGAAGGAAUUGCAAGACAGAGUUGAUAGGGCCAUUGAUUUGGAUUCAGAUGCAGAACUAAUGGCAUUAGGGAGGGACAUAGUGGAUCUACAUGGAGAGAUGGUUUUGUUAGAGAACUAUAGCUUGCUCAAUUACACAGGAUUAGUGAAGAUAAUAAAAAAAUAUGAUAAGCGAACAGGAGCACUACACAGAUUGCCUUUCAUUCAACAAGUGUUGAACCAACCAUUCUUUAAGAUUGAUGUGGUGAAUAAGCUGGUAAAGGAGUGCGAGAUAAUACUGAGCAUUCUUUUUCCCUUAUAUGAAGGGCCAUCUUCUUCAACAAAUGAGAACUAUGAUCAUGAAAAUAAUAAUAAUAGGAACAAUGAAACAAGUGGAGAGAUCCCAAAGAUGCAGGAGGUUUCUGAUGAAGUUCCUGAUAAGAUUGAGAACAUGGAGAAUGAGUUCAUCAAAUUAACUUUGAUGGCACUUCAAACCCUCAGAGAGAUUAGGAGCAGUGGAAGCUCUUCUUCAACUCCAAGCAUUUAGAGGAUGAAUAAACUCAAAACAAAUAACUGCACUGCAUCAUAAAAUGGCAGCAAAGUGAUCCAUCAGAGUCCGUUGACUCUCACUAUGUUUGCGAGUUUUUAUUUUGGAAAUAAUAAUAAUAAUAAUCGAAGGAUUUAAAAGAAAAUAGAU
Molecule: messenger RNA, 981 nt
Organism: Arachis stenosperma
Lineage: Eukaryota; Viridiplantae; Streptophyta; Magnoliopsida; Fabales; Fabaceae
Product: SPX domain-containing protein 1-like
Exons: 3
Coding region: 76-831 (251 amino acids)
Biological process (GO): cellular response to phosphate starvation
Source: RefSeq, a predicted model, not a curated record